This is a messenger RNA of Macadamia integrifolia, 1455 nucleotides long. RefSeq names its product protein FAR1-RELATED SEQUENCE 5-like. Gene Ontology annotation, biological process: regulation of DNA-templated transcription. The transcript is spliced from 5 exons. Lineage: Eukaryota; Viridiplantae; Streptophyta; Magnoliopsida; Proteales; Proteaceae. Gene Ontology annotation, molecular function: zinc ion binding. The coding region runs from base 1 to 1455 and encodes 484 amino acids. The record is from RefSeq and is a predicted model, not a curated record.
AUGGGAGAUCAGGACAUAGGUUUGGAUUUUGAGAUUGAGCCUCGGGUUGGUAUAAUAUUUAAUUCAGAGAUCGAGGCUUACAAAUUCUAUAAUUCCUAUGGGGGAAGGAUGGGUUUUAGUGUGAGGAGAGACUAUGCACAUUGGAGCAGAACUGAUAAGUCAAUCCUAACUUCAAGGAAAUUCGUAUGUAGUAAACAAGGUUUGAGGAAAAAAGACAAACGAGAUGCUGAUACAAAGAUACCGAGAGCAGAGACAAGAACUAAUUGUAAUGCACGGAUGGGAAUUGUGCGUAUUGAUAAUGGACAAUAUCAAUGUAAUAUAUUUAUUGAAGAGCAUAAUCAUCCUCUACAUUUAUCGGCUACAUUGCAUAUGAUGCGGUCGCAACGGAAAGUUUCAGAUGCCCAUGCGAUAGAGAUUGAUUUAGACGAUGAUUCUGGAAUAAAACCUAAGGCCAUAUUUAAGUACAUGAGCAGGCAAGCAGGUGGAAAAGAAAACAUUGGGUUUAUCAGACAACAUCAAAAGAAUUACCUCCGAACAAAACAUCAGCGUGACUUAUCAUAUGGUGAAGCUGUUAGCUUUGAUACGACAUUUUGUACUAACAAAGAAUAUAGGCCAUUCGGUUUUGAGGCUUUCUUGAAAGUCCAUGGGCAAAAGAAGCCAUUAACCAUUUUUAUCGAUCAAGAUGCUGCAAUGGGAAAUGCGAUCUCUGAGUACGAGGAAGUAAUAGAGUUUGAGAAUGCAUGGAUGAAAUUACGUAGUGAUCAUCUAGUUACAAAUUCUUCGUGGUUAGAACGUAUAUAUGGACUUAAAGAGAAAUGGGCUAAGUGUUAUAUGAAGAAGGCUUUCACCAUAGAGUUUGAUGCAAGAAAUAAAACUCCAAGAAAUAUCUUUCCCAUGUCACCCAUUAUGAACCAAGCGUUAGAAAUUUAUACUCCUAAAAUAUUUGAAGAACUUCAACACGAGUAUAUUUGGAUUACUGCUUGUUCUAUUAAAUUUCGAAAUGAGAGUGCUGCCAUUCAUAACUACAUAGUUGCUGUUGUUGACAGAGAAGGGAAUUUCAAUGUUGAGUGUAACCCAGUUGGCCCUACUAUUGCAUGUAGUUGUAGGAAGUUUGAGACUUUUGGAAUUCUAUGUUGCCAUGCUUUGAAAAUAUUUGAUGUGCUUGAUAUCAAGUUCAUUCCUGCAAAUUAUGUAUUGAGGAGAUGGACACGGGGAGGAAGAAGCAUGAUAGUGAAAGGUGAUGACGGAACCCAAGUUGAAAAAGAUGUUAACCUAGAUUGUACACAACGUUAUAGGCUUCUUUGUCCUAAACUAGUGAGAAUAGCCUCAGAAGCAUCAAAUUCGUCUGAGGGAUAUGCAUUGGUUGACAGAGUUGCUAAUGAUCGAUUUGUGUGCAAAACUUCAAAAUCUUGCAGUCGAUGCCCCUUCAAUAACUGUCUCAAGGGAGUACUUUAA